Diuraphis noxia (Russian wheat aphid) is the source of this 489-nucleotide messenger RNA. RefSeq lists its product as uncharacterized. The record is from RefSeq and is a predicted model, not a curated record. NCBI's taxonomy places the organism in Eukaryota, Metazoa, Arthropoda, Insecta, Hemiptera, Aphididae.
AUGUCGAGAAUGAGACCAACUCAUAACCAAAUGAAGUUUUUGGUUGAUCAGAUGGCCAACGAUCCGCAAUUGUGUUCCAGUAAUUUCACAAAAACAUUCACUCACAAAAUCGCCCAACAGAGAUGGGAAAAUAUUGCUUUUAAAUUAAACUCGUUACCAGGACCAGAGAAAAAUUGGCAAAAAUGGAAAAAAACAUGGCAAGAUACUAGAAAUAGCACAAAAACCAAAGCUGCAGCUAUUAAACGGCAUCUAGGGGGCACAGGUGGUGGACCAAGUUGUUCAGUUGAAUUAAAUGCAAUUCAAAUGGAAACGCUACCUUUAUUGAGCAAAUCUUCAAUUAGUGGUCACAGCGAUUCGGUUGAAUCAAUUGUCCAGUUUGAUUUUGAUGGCUCUACCGAAGAUGUGAUAAUUGGUAAAUUAACACAUCAAUUUAUUCUAGUAAUAGUCUUACUUAAAUCAUUGGACACUAUAGUUUUUAAAUUAAAAUAA